Messenger RNA from Oryza brachyantha (malo sina), 2217 nucleotides. Its product is annotated as transcription factor BIM2. Gene Ontology annotation, biological process: DNA-templated transcription. The transcript has 13 exons. NCBI's taxonomy places the organism in Eukaryota, Viridiplantae, Streptophyta, Magnoliopsida, Poales, Poaceae. The record is from RefSeq and is a predicted model, not a curated record. Gene Ontology annotation, molecular function: protein dimerization activity; DNA-binding transcription factor activity. The coding region runs from base 189 to 1772 and encodes 527 amino acids.
CUGCUGGUAGAGAAGGCGGAGGCGAAGCAGAGGAAAGCUUAGUUUGUUUUUGUGCAGAGAGAAGAGGAGGAAGAGGAGAGGGGUGCGUCGGAAGAAUUCUCUGGCCCAAUUUGGCAUGGUUUCUCCGGCGAGCGAUCGCGGCGAGUCGGCGGCGGCGAGACGGGGCGGGUGAUCGGCGAGCUACAGUUAUGGGCAUCCAAGGGAACAAGGCGACGACGCACGAGCACGAUUUCCUAUCGCUGUGCACCGCCGCCGCCAAGGAUUCGUCGUCUCUCCAGCUCCACGACGCCAAGCCGUCGCCUCCUUCGCAAGAUCUGCGAGGGGUUGCAGAAUUCGGCAAUUUCUCCGGCAAAUCGAGGUCAGGAAGGGCAGAGGAGCACAAGAGCAUUGGUUUCUUCCUGAGGACGCACGACUUCCUGCAGCCGCUGGAGAAGCCGACGUCGUCGAGCCGCCACCACCACCACCACCACCAGCAAGCGUUGCCCGGCGGCAUCGGCACGUUCAGCAUCGGCCACGUGGCCGGCGCACGGCCGGUCGCCGCCGCUGCCGUGGUGAAGGCCGAGCCGACGACGCAGUUCGUCCUUUGGGGCCAGCCCGCGGCCGCGCCGCCGGUCGCCGCGCUAGGGCACCACCACCACCACCAGUGGACGCUCCCCUUCGCCGGCGUCGCGCAGGUGGCCACGGCGGCGAGGCAGCCGCAGACGCAGGCGCAGGAGAGGAAGGUGCGGGUCGGGGGAGGCGGGUUCAUGGACUCUGGCUCCAGAUCCAGCGGCGGUGCCGGCUUCGACGACGACGACGGGCUGGCCGCGCGGCGUGAGGUCUCGUCCUCGCUGAAAGAUUUAACAGUGAGGGUGGAUGGGAAGGGUGGGAGCUGCAGUGGAAGUGGUACCGAUCAGCGGCCCAACACACCACGUUCGAAGCACUCUGCUACCGAGCAGCGCCGGCGCAGCAAGAUCAAUGACAGGUUUCAGAUACUUAGGGAGCUUUUACCUCAUAGCGAUCAAAAGAGAGACAAAGCAACAUUUCUCUUAGAGGUUAUUGAAUACAUACGCUUUUUGCAAGAGAAAGUACAGAAGUAUGAAACUUCAGCCCCUGAAUGGAACCAAGAAAAUGCAAAGAUACUUCCAUGGUCAAACAUAUAUUUUAGAUCGUUCUGGAAAAAUUCACAGAGUAAAGGUCAGACCCCUGGAGAUGAUUUGCCUGACCCUUCACAGUUCAUCAGGAAUGGGUCCUCUUCUGGAUUUAAUUUCACUGGCAAACCUGAUGAUAACCACACCAUGGUGACAUCGGCAGCUGCCUCAGGGGCCCAAGAGCAGUUGGAAACUGAUCAUACAGCUAGUGUGUCCUACAGAUCAGCAGAGACUCCAACAAACAUUACCAAUAAUGUUACAUCCCAAGUCCAAACCCAAUGGGCUAGUCCGUCUGGUGUGGAUGACUGUGCCAUGAACAGUGAAAUUUUAAAUAAUCAACAGUUGGCGAUUGAUGAAGGAACAAUAAGCUUGUCAACCCAAUACUCCCAACAGCUACUUGGUACGCUGACUCAUGCCCUGGAAAGCUCAGGUGUUGAUUUGUCCCAAGCCAGCCUUUCUGUGCAGAUCAAUCUUGGCAAGCGGGCUGUUAAGCGACCUGGUGGUGACGGAUCAUCAAGUUCUAAGGAGCUCCCCAAUCCAUCAUCGAACAAUGAAAACAUGGGUCAUCAGCUGACGAUGUUGGGGGGUGGUGCCGAAGAACUUCCACACUCGACAAAGCGACAUAAAUCAGGCAACAGCUGAGCAGUUCUCGCUUUGUUGCAUCCUCCAGACAAUCAUUCUUUCCUCCCUACCAACCAGGGCAUUCCACAAUUGGAUGUAUAUUAUGUUAGUAGUGACGGCAUUACGUUGGACAAGGCAGAUCUUGGUGUAAUUCUUUCAUUCAAUCACCUGGCCAUCCUGUUUAAAACAAGACCAAAGAAAGGAUUCUCAUUGUGGAUUGUGAAGCUGCUCUUGUACACAGGCUUCCAUUCCUAUGAGAAGCUCCCCCACUGACAAGACAGUCAGUCCUAGUACUUUGUAACCUGUAUGAUAACUACCCCAGCUGCACCUGUUAGCUAUGUGAAAGUAAUUCGCUGAAGUACUCUAGAUUUCUAUCUAGUGCUUCGUUGCACAUUCCUUAUCAGUGGACAUCAUGGCCGGUUUGUUUAUCUCACCAAUUUAUGCAGCCAAGUGAAGUAAGUGAUUA